Molecule: messenger RNA, 2329 nt
Organism: Drosophila sulfurigaster albostrigata
Lineage: Eukaryota; Metazoa; Arthropoda; Insecta; Diptera; Drosophilidae
Gene: ort
Product: glycine receptor subunit alpha-4
Biological process (GO): signal transduction; chloride transmembrane transport; regulation of membrane potential
Cellular component (GO): neuron projection; synapse; membrane
Molecular function (GO): extracellular ligand-gated monoatomic ion channel activity; transmembrane signaling receptor activity; neurotransmitter receptor activity
Source: RefSeq, a predicted model, not a curated record
ACAUUUUGUGUGGCAUUGCCAUCUCAGGAGCAGCGGCAUCGAAGGCAUCGCAUAAAAGGCGCAUGGGCCACUUAAAGCUGUGGUGCACCCCAACAACGUCCCCCCCACGCCUCUCAUCUACUGCCCUCUUCGAGUGGCUUUAAUUGUGAAUUAAGUCGGUAUUGUGGCCUCCACGUGUAGACAGAAUUGUGAAGAGAGUGCAAUAGAGAAAGAGAGAGAGGAGAGGACUAGGUACUAGGUACUAGGGUUGUGCCAGGAUUGCCAUUGCAAUGGCGAGGCUAUUGUGCAGGAAGUGUGGCUAACUGUCCCCGUCAUUGUCCUUUGUUUCACAUUUUAUUUACAUCGUUAAGCGACAUAAUUGUUGCUAUUUUCGUCUUCUCUCGAUAUCAAAGCUCUCGAUGCACACAUUGUCAAUGCCAGUGACACCGUUCGAGAGUUUUGCUUUGAUCCCGUCAACAAGGUCAUGUCACGGCCAAAAAAAUCACCGCACUUAGAUCCACUCACAUAUGUCCUUUGUCACCUGCAGACUAACCUGAGCAGAGAGAGCAAAGAAAGAGAGAAGAAUACUUCAAGUCACAGCCAUGGUCGCACAAAUAAUCCUGCUCGUCAUCUGCUGCAUUUGCCUGAAACAUUAUGCCAAGGGGGAAUUUCAACAAAGUCUGGCCAUCACCGAUAUUCUGCCAGAGGAUAUAAAGCGUUAUGAUAAAAUGCGACCACCAAAAAAGGAAGGUCAACCCACAAUUGUCUACUUCCAUGUAACCGUGAUGGGCUUGGACUCCAUCGAUGAGAACUCGAUGACCUAUGUGGCCGAUGUGUUCUUUGCCCAAACCUGGAAGGAUCAUCGUCUUCGUCUGCCCGAGAACAUGACUCAGGAGUAUCGCCUGCUGGAAGUUGACUGGCUGAAGAACAUGUGGCGACCCGAUUCCUUUUUCAAGAAUGCCAAGUCAGUGACAUUCCAAACGAUGACCAUACCCAAUCAUUAUAUGUGGCUUUACAAGGACAAAACCAUACUCUAUAUGGUCAAGUUGACUCUAAAGUUAUCCUGCAUCAUGAACUUUGCCAUCUAUCCACAUGAUACGCAGGAAUGCAAGCUGCAAAUGGAGAGCUUGUCUCACACCACAGAUGAUUUGAUCUUUCAAUGGGAUCCCACCACGCCUCUGGUGGUGGACGAGAACAUUGAGCUGCCCCAAGUGGCGCUGAUACGCAACGAGACAGCGGAUUGCACACAGGUCUAUUCCACGGGCAAUUUCACCUGCCUCGAAGUGGUUUUUACGCUGAAACGUCGCCUGGUUUAUUAUGUAUUCAACACCUACAUUCCGACCUGCAUGAUAGUAAUCAUGUCCUGGGUGUCCUUUUGGAUCAAGCCGGAGGCGGCGCCUGCUCGAGUCACACUGGGCGUGACUUCGCUGCUAACGCUUUCGACGCAACAUGCGAAGUCGCAAUCUUCGUUGCCGCCUGUCUCCUAUUUAAAGGCCGUGGAUGCCUUCAUGUCUGUCUGCACGGUGUUUGUGUUCAUGGCCUUGAUGGAGUAUUGCCUGAUCAAUAUUGUGCUGAGCGAUACACCAAUACCCAAACCCAUUGCGUAUCCGCCCAAACCAGUGGCCGGGGAGGCGGGCAAGAAGGAGGCAGAGGCCGGAUCGACACAGCCGCCGGGGGGCAGCAAUGCGGCAAACAAUAAGCAGCCAACGAUGUUGCCGCUGCCCGAGGAGAAGAUGGAGAAAAUCGAAAAGAUUUUCGAUGAGAUGACCAAAAAUAAGCGAAUUGUGACUACUACAAGAAGGGUUGUGCGUCCGCCGCUGGAUGCCGAUGGUCCCUGGAUACCGCGUCAGGAGUCGCGCAUCAUCUUGACCCCGACCAUUGCGCCACCGCCGCCCCCGCCUGCACCGGAACCGGAGAUGCCAAAGCCAAAGCUAACGCCCGCUCAGGAGCGUUUAAAGCGUGCCAUUUACAUCGAUCGUUCAUCGCGUGUGCUCUUUCCCGCACUCUUUGCCAGUCUCAAUUGCAUCUAUUGGAUUGUGUUCUACGAGUAUCUGUAAGAUACAUGUGUCAGUCUGUGGCUGGCUCUCGUGUAAAUAUGAGUCUUUCCAACUCCGAGUCGUACAACUUUAUUAACUGUUAAUUGUUCGCAAUAUAUGUAGACAUCUAUAUAAACAUGCAUAUUUACUCUUAAGACGAUGAAUUUUAAACUGAAAUCACAACUCAAAAAAAACUUAUAUAUAUAAUAUAUCUCUUAUGAAUGAAUGAAUCAUUUAAAUGCGAGUAUAUGAAUUCAAUUCCUAAAUGCUUAAUGUUAAAAUUUCAAUGGCGUUGUAGCUGUAGUUUAAUUCUA